Molecule: messenger RNA, 925 nt
Organism: Cuscuta epithymum
Lineage: Eukaryota; Viridiplantae; Streptophyta; Magnoliopsida; Solanales; Convolvulaceae
Source: the annotation of a GenBank genome assembly
CUGAAAGCUGCCACUUUGCUUAAUGAUAAGCCGGGCAUUUCUUCUAUAAAGCCUAGCUCAAUUGGUGAGGCAGUUUGUAAUAAACUGCCAAUUGAUGAUCUGGGCACUGUGAUUCGCAACAUGCAUGAUAUGGUUGAAGGGGAUGUGGUUAUUAAGGUUGGCAGUGAUGAGAAUGGCAAGAAAUUGGCUUGUGUUUGUCCGCCAAACCUGCUGCCAGGGGGUGACUACUGUGAGGGUUGGUUUCAAGCUUCAAAUUAAAAGCCAGGAAUAUCAAAUUUCUAAGGGAGAAGCUUCGAAGGAAAAGACAGGCCGAGAGAUUAAAGGAUGGGGAGAAAGGUGACCCCGGGGACGAGAACCAUUCCUCGGACCUCUAUUAAUCUUGAUGUUUAAUUUCUUGUGUGCAGGUUUGGUAUAUUUAUAUAAUUUUAUAUAUAAAUGAUGGUUAAAAUAGCAACUUGGAAUGUUAGGGGUUUUAUUCGAAUUAACCAAAUAAAAUUGUGUUGUUUUCUAGAAACUAAAAUGUCUACGGUUGGGUUUAAAAAUUAUGUUUCUAAUGUGUGGCCGGGUUGGGUGCAUGAAACUAAUUUUGACCUUUUAAAUGGUGGGCGCAUGGCUAUCAUGUGGGAUCCCAAUUUUGUGAACUGUACUUUUUUAGAAAUUGGAAAACAGCACAUGCAUCUCAAUUGCACCUGUCGGGUUAGCCAGAGUGUUUUUAUUGCCUCUUUUGUUUAUCCUUUAUACACUGUGCUUGAACGGAAAGAGUUAUGGGAACACCUAACGGAGUUGGGGGUUUCCAUAGUACACCCGUGGUUAAUUAGUGGUGAUUUUAAUUGUGUGUGUGCGCCAAAUGAAAGGGUGGGUCCGACCCCCCCCCCCCCCCGACGGCGUACAUGAUGCAACAUUUGUAUGAUUUCAUGCUCUCGAC